Molecule: messenger RNA, 2163 nt
Organism: Callithrix jacchus (white-tufted-ear marmoset)
Lineage: Eukaryota; Metazoa; Chordata; Mammalia; Primates; Cebidae
Gene: TCEAL6
Product: transcription elongation factor A like 6
Source: RefSeq, a predicted model, not a curated record
GCUCAGCUUCCUGGCAGGCACCACCACCCCAGCCUCUGGAGUCAGGCAGAGAUUGUCUUGAAAGCGGGCUCUGGAGUUCUGGGUCUGAGCGCUCUUGGCAAAGUCGGGUACCCUCUAUCAUCAGCUGUGACACCUGUCGAUAAUGGGCAUCAGAGAGAGGGGAGAUGCCCUGCGAGGAUGCUGUGGGAUGCGCCAGCCUCCUGGUCCCUAAGGGAUGGAUGGUGAGGUGGAUGGGAAGGGGGUGGUGAUGGCCGAGCUCCGGUGACGCGGCACUCACGUGAGUGACCAGGCGCCUACGUGGGCACCAGCCCCCGUGCCCGCCCGCCCGGCCUGCGGUCCAGUCCCAGCGCCAGCCCAGAACCAAUUGUCUGAGCUGCCCGGGCGGCGGAGGAGCAGCAAGCCGGCUUCAGCGAGCUGGAGGAGGCACAGGCCUGUCCGGGGUCCCGGCAGGUCAGUGCGAAGGUGGGCGCUGCCGGCGGACCCAGAGAAAUGGUGGAGUGCUGGAAAUGCGGGUUAGAGGGAGCGACCCUGCAGUGCGACAGUGAAACGCAGAUAUUCUGGAAAUAAACCCCUCUCAUAAUCUGCACCGGUGGACACAUCUGACCUCCGCAAAAGCAGUGUGGCGCUGGGACAGGUUGCCUCUGGGAGAAGGGGACACAGAGACAAGCGCAGUUUGGAAAGCUUGAGGGUCUGAGCGUCUGUUGUUCCCAGCGCUCUGUGAGGCCUGAAAAGGAGGAACAACCUGUCCAGAAUCCCCACAGGACAGGAAAAGGAGAAAUCUCAGCAUGGAAAAACCCUACAAUAAGAAUGAAGGAAACCUGGAAAACGAGGGAAAGCCUGAAGAUGAAGUAGAGCCUGAUGAUGAAGAAAAGCCAGACGUGGAGGGGAAGACAGAAUGCGAGGGAAAGCGAGAGGAUAAGGGAGAGCCAGGUGAUGAGGGACAACUGGAAGAUGAGGGAAGCCAGGAAAAGCAGGGCCAGUCCGAAGGUGAGGGCAAGCCACAAGGCGAGGACAAGCCAGCCUCCCAGGCAAAGCCGGAGAGCCAGCCGCGGGCCGCCGAAAAGCGCCCAGCUGAAGACUAUGUGCCCCGGAAAGCAAAAAGAAAAACGGACAGGGGGACGGACGAUUCCCCCAAGGACUCUCAGGAGGACAUACAGGGAAGGCGUCUGAGCAGUGAGGAGAUGAUGAGAGAAUGUGGAGAUGUGUCAAGGGCUCAGGCGGAGCUGAGGAAGAAACAGAAAAUGGGUGGUUUUCAUUGGAUGCAAAGAGAUGUACAGGAUUCAUUCGCCCCAAGGGGCCAACGGGGUGUCAGGGGGAUGAGGGGUGGAGGUAGGGGCCAGAGAGGCUUACACGAUAUCUCAUACCUUUAAUGCCUUUGGCCUUCCAUUCUGACUUCUCUUAUGAGAAUACUGCCAGCCCUGCUUUUCCUGGUAGGUAUUUGCCAGGCCCAGUGCUUUAACCUUAAGCUGAUAUUUUUGCUUUAAAUGUCAAUCUCUUUACCAGCAGCCUUUAACCCAACUACAAAGCUCUAUAUUUUAGUAGAGGAUUUUCACCCAUGUGCAUGGAAAAAAUGUUCAUGACACAUUGUAAAAUAAUAAAUAAAGAGCAGUUUGCAGAACCGCAUAUACAAUAUCAGCCCAUUUUUAUAAAAACGUUAGUGUUCAUAUAAUGCGUUUGCGCACAAAGAAAACUCUGAAAGCAUGCACACUAGAAAGUAGGCAAUGAUUAUUCCUGAAAGGUAGCCAAUAAUAGGUCUAACCUGUAUUCAAAAAUGAUUCCUACCACCUCCUUUAUGUGUACCUCUAUGGCAUUCCUCUGCUGCUGUGCAUAUCCCUGUCUUCCCUAGGUGUGUCCAGGUCAGUGGGCACUGUUGCUCAUGUUCCUGGGUCCUCUAUAAUGCUACGUAACCCCCAUGUGUGACUCUUUUUCUUUGCUUUGCUCACUCAUCUCUACUUUUUCUUUACUAAGGGAUAUGGAUUAUAUUUUUCAUACUAAAAAUAAAAGCUGAAAACAAUACAUAAUAAGAAAUUGAACUGUUCAGUGAGCUUAUGAAGGCAAUAAAGACACUUAAAGUUUGUGUUAUCAUAACAUAAGAUGACAGGUAAAAUUCAUAUUGUCUCUGGCACUAAAAGCUAGUGGAAUAAACCUGGAAAUCCUAACAGA